UUUAACGCAUGUCCAGCGUGCGAAACUGUCCGAUCUCGCCGAGGAACAUGCACGGCGUCGUUUAUGCCGACCAGUCCCGGCUCGAACCAUGAUUCUCGCGAUCGGGCGCGACGUGUUUACGCAUUCUCGCAUCGCGACUGGCAAUCGAACGGCGCAAGAUCACCCUUUCCUUAUCGAUCACUCCGGCUUGUAACGCGGGAACGUCGAGGAGCGUGAUGCAACCGGUGCGAGAAUUCCUGCUGCGCGGCCGGAAGGUAUCAAUGACGCCUGAACAGAUUCUGCACGCCGUGCGAUUUGCAUAUCGCCUCGCUGGUGCCGCGCAAAUGCCACGCCGAACGGGCCGGUUAUUUUUCAAUUAUCGAGUCGACAAUGCGCUCGAUUCGUACGGAAAUGCCUUUGAGCGAUAAGAUAGCGAAGAAGAGGGCGAGAGCGAAAGAGAGGGGUGAGAGAGAGCGAGCGUGCCCGGGAGGGGAGGUGGAGAAAGAGAGUAAGAGAGAGCGAGUUGGUAACGCGCGACAGAAGCGAAACCACGCCGCGACCGUCCGACGAUGCGUCCGCUCAACGACACGUUUCCUCGUUAGGUAAAUUGCACGGCUCGUUACUUGGACAUCGGCGAGAUCGUUCCCGCCGUCGGUCACGGCCGCCGGUAUUGGAAUUCCAACGAUCGCGAGGAUGUCAGUCGCGGCGAUUUGAAAAGUUUCCGCGACGUGAAUGGAGCGAUAUCGGCGGUAUCGUCGCGAGAGUAACAAGAGGAAAGCGUGGCAUCAUUUACUGAGAAUCCGGACGAGAUGACAAAGCCAUGAGACGCCGGUCGACGGAUGCUCGUCACGCGCGAGAUAUCGAUAACGCGAGGACGCUGGCUGCGUGAGAGAACGUUCCCGAAGCGACAGAAUGGAGAUAGCGUCGGUGACGCUAUCCAGCCAUUGCAUGCCCCACCCUGCGCGCGAACUGUUAUAUCAAUUUCUAUUCUCUUUUUUCUUCCGUGAUGCAGUCGCAGCUACUUGGCCGAGCUCGCCGACGACCCGCGCUGUCCAUCCGAAUCGUUCCCGAUGCCGUUUUCCGGACCAUAUCGCCGCGACGAUGCUGCGGCUACGUGACGAGGAAGCCCGACGCUGUGUGACCCAGAUUGAAGGAACUCGAUGAUACUUGUCGAUAUGUUGUGGCUUAUGAUAUAUCUGUCUGGGAAACAAUUCUGGAAUCAACAUAGAUAACAAUGGAACGGACAAAAUUGUUUAUUCUCCUCAACAGCCAUAUGGAUAUUGCACAGAGAGAGAGAGAGAGAGAGAGAGAGAGAGAGAAACAAUGGGACUAUAUGUGAGCCUAAGUUCAUGCUCAUGGCAAACAAAGAAUACAGGAAUGCAAUAUCCAGAUGCAUUUAGCAAACACAAAAUAAGUGUUCAGUGCCUUUUGCAUGAACACAAUACAUGAAUCUUACGAAAAUUAAUGAUAACAUACACAUUAGUGUGUUAUGUGUGCUUAAAAACAUCAUAGUUGUAUUCUAUCUUCAUUUGGAUGUUCAUCGAGAUCAUAAAAGUCUAUUCUAAAUAGUUUUUCUACAGACUUUUCUAUGUCUUGACGUCCAACAGUAGAUUUUUGCAUAGAAGGUUCAUAGAUAUUCACUUACAUUUGGUGAGCCUUCUAACUCUGAAACUUUCACUGAUAAACUACAUAGUAAAACGAGCAUCUGAAAAAUGUAGACGUUUAUAGAUGGAGUAGAGAUGUGUAUAUCCUGAUAAAACUGGCUCAUGUUCAGGCAGAAACACGUCGUGUACCAAUACUGUGAUAAUUCAAAGACACCAGUAAUAGAUUAUCAACAGCUAAUUUGAGUUCACUCUUCAAGUGUUCAAGUGUACUCACAAUUACAUAUACAAUUAUACGAAGCAAGUCAAUUUAUCCAUCAUAUUUACAUAUCAGUAUUGUGCAAUUUCAAGGUUCUAAUAUUUUCGAAAAGAUGUAAUUUUCGAGAGACUAUAUGUCAUUGAAGGAUGCAACGUGAGAGAAGCAAAAAUAUACAACUGUGUUAACUACUACUGAUAAGUCAAUCAGAACUCAAUAUCAAUAUGCUUUUAAUAGAAAAAGGACUAUACAUAAUUUCCUAAAAAUAUCACAUCGCUGAUAGAAAUAAAUAGGAGCAAGGAUAUACAUACAAAGGAUGAUGUCAAUGCAGAGACAGUAUGUAGUUCAUCGAAGAAUAAUCAUCCAACAGAAGGAUAAACCAGCAAGAUUUAUAUUUUUCAAUACAGGAUACAUGUGAAGAAGCAGUACUGCAAAUGAACAUGGAGCAAACUGAAGAAAUUGUAUUUUAUAUGAGAAGAAGGAUUAUCUUGAGAUAACUUUUGUAAAGUAUAAGAUAUAGAUCAGUGGCUGUGUAAUUGCUUGUAAAUUGUGGUAUACUCAAAAUAUACCUAGAAGCAUUAAUCCCAAAGGUGCACUUGAAGGAAACUUGACAGGAAAAUCUAUGUCUAUGAUUCAAGUGUGAAAAUAUUAUAUAUAUAUGUAUAUACAAGAAAGAUAAGGAAAUGGGAAUCUAUCUAUUCGAACGACAAACUCAAAACUUCAAGGUGAAGUUUCAUCAGGGAGAAAAAUCGUGCUGAAAAAUUGUGAAGAAAAAGGAUAAGAGACAGAGUGCUUCGUGCGAUGUUUACGACGACAAGGAGGCCGACUCGGAGAGUGCGACGUGACAAGUGCGAUAUACCUGGCCGAAGUCAAUAAACUCCAGUGCGCUCAUGUAUGUGUGAGGCGGUGAGUGUGCGUCUACAUGUCACGUAUGUGUGUGUGUGCUUCCCGCCAUUAUCGCGCGUAUUGUAGUUCAUUCUUAACGCGCUGCUGCCAGACUCCCCUCCGUAGUGGCGCGAUGGACUCGCCCGUCGUGUUCGUUUCUCUUUCGGGGGACGGUGAUCGUCCGAUGAUUGCCGCAGCGAAAAUCGCGACCGGUCCGACGCUGGCGCGUCAUGGGAAAGUCGCGCGCCGCUUUUGGACCGCGUGAUCUGUCAAGAUACAACGGCACACAUCAUCACGGCGAGUGACUUCUCGUGCGCGCUGUGUUGUGUUUGGGUUCGGCCAUUUUCGCCUGGGGAAGGGGGGUUAGGGUGCGAGUCCGCCUGUCAGUCGUCGAUCAGGACGUCGUCGUUCACGAGGAAACGCUCCCGACGCGUUUGCGACGAACGAUCGCGUCGGCACGGCCGUCAUCGACGGCGCGACGUCUCCAGGAGCACCGUGAGAAAAUCGUCCGAAUCCUCGUCAGCCAUGUGCAUUGCGGCGCAUCGUUCAAAACGUCCUCACACCCCUGCCACGGUUGGCGAAUAGGGCGCUCGCUGCCGCGGCCACGUGACCGCGACCGGCCAAUCCGCGCCGCGGGAUUUGAAAUCGUGCGUGGUCUUUGUUCCACGGGCCUGCUGCUCGUGUCAACGUUGUGCCUCAGUUCCGUAAAGGGGGCCCCGUGUCUCGGUGUCCGUUUAUACAUGGUCGCUGCCGAAAAUCGCGCCUCCCGCCCGUAAAUGUAUAUGUGUGAAGGUGGUAGCGGCGAGGGUGAACGGUGUUUCUACGCUAGCGUCGAGUAUACGUCUACUGAAUGUUGUACGCUGAGAACUUGGCCGAUAUCAGGCCGACGAAGAUGGUGAACAUAGAUAUCUUUCGACACCUGAAGGAUGAUGGCCAGUAUUUCAACCUUGACGAAAUAUGGGAUCUACAUCGAUACCUGAGCACGGAAAUAGAUAAUCCUCCCGAUUUGAACACGUUGUUCAUGUCGUUGCAAACGCCGAGAGAUGAACCUGGCGAACUCAACGAUAGUUCCAGCGGGAACAUGGACCAACGUAGCCAGAUUAUGGAUCAACAUGAUCUCAGCGACAGCGACGCGCUGCCUUUGUUGAAUCCGAACGAGGUGAUACCGCUCGUGCUGCCUAUCGCGCCGUUGUACAAAGAAGUACAAACGAAAGGAAGUGUAAAGGAGGAGAAGCUCGAAAUCGAGGACAAUGUCGAGAACCAGGACAGCGAUAAAUCUGUAAUAGUAGACGAGCCCGUGGCGGAAAGUGAACCUGUAAUAAAAACCGAGCCGAUCGAUCCGGGUAACGAGAGUAAAGAAAGCGAGGACGAACACAGUGAUGUAAACGGCAGAUUGACGGAAGAUGAGAUGAAAGCAGCAGAGGAGGAGGACAAGAAGCUGCUGCAGGAAGAACUAAAGCAGGAGAUUAAGGAAGAGAAUGAGCAAACACAAAUAAAGCUCGAGAAUGAAGGACAAGAGGACACAGGAUUGCUGACACCUCCGGAUUUCCGAACGCCGUUGUCGUCACCGACUAAUGUCGCGGACGUUGACGUGGAUGGCUCCUCGGUCUCGUCUCUGAUGGUGUCGCCGAUCAAGCUGAUGAGAUUGUCGCAGUCGGAAUCGAGUCAGUCGCCGGAGCACGCUGUGUAUCGCAUUAAACGGGACAGGAGGAAAAAACGGGAACCGCCAAUGAUAAUCCCGCCGUAUCAGCCGCAGUCGACGCAGUCGACGAACGAAAACGAUGCUUCAUCUCAGUAUCCGAAACCUCCUUAUUCUUACUCGGUCCUCAUCAUGUUGGCCUUGAAGAAUAGUUAUCGGGGAGCUCUGCGGGUUUGCGAUAUCUACAGUUUUAUAUGCUACCAUUUUCCUUACUUCAGGACCGCGCCAGCAGGAUGGAAGAAUUCGGUGAGACACAAUCUCUCGUUAAACAACAGAUUCGAGAAGGUUGAUGACGACGAUGACGAUGAAGGUGACGGCGAGCCGAAAAACAGUACCCAAAAGAAAGGGGGUCUGUGGAGAUACGCUCCUGACAAGACCAAGAAGCUGGUUGAGACCAUGAAGAGCCGUUCGAAGAAGGACCCAGCGGGCGUCACGCUAUCCAUGUCUGAGCCCCACAUGCUUGAGCAGUUGGAACGCGGCGAGAUGAAAUUCGUGGUCGGCAAUCCCAACAUGGAGUAUAUAGAGGAGGAAAGUUAUAUGGAGAACGACGAAGAGGGGAUUAGCGACGACAAUUCCACGGAAUCUAUGCAUUCCAUGACUCUCGAAGUUGACGGACAACAGAAUAUUUUGCAUGAGGACGAAGAAGAAAUUAUAACGGAAGAGCACGUCGAAGCGCACUACCCUCUGGACAACGACCAAGAUGAGAGCCAGGAGGAAGAAAACUGUAACAACAAUCAGAUCGAGGUGUUCGGCCAAGUCCAUGCGACGAGUUUGUCGCACCAGGUGCAUUUGCAUCUUCAAGAAGUAUCACCGAUCACUCAGAAGAGAAGGAAGAUAAGCAACUGCGAGCCGGUGCAGAACACUCCGGUUGUUUUGCAGGUUCAAGAGAACACGGUUCGCCGGAGAAUCGCAGUGAGGCCAUCUGGUUCUCCGUCCGGACCACAAGCUGGACCGUCCAGACUACAAGCUGGAGCACUCGGAGCACUCGCAUCGCAACCCGUAACGACGACCCCCCAAUAUGUCAUUUUAAAUAUCGACAAAUCUUUGCUUUAGAUCAUUGUAUCAGUAGCAUAUAAUUGUUUCUUGUAGAUUAUACAUAAAGUGUCUCAUCGCUACCGCGACAUUUGUUAACGCACAUUCCUGACGACACUUUGAAAUGAAGGUCUCAGUACAAAAAUUGUUGAGGCUAGUAGUUCUUUUUACUUAAGUAGUAGGCGUUUAAAGAUGACCAAUCAGGUUGACACAAAAUUUGCGUGCUCACAUGCGGUGAAUCUCGUGUUGGCAAUGGCGUCUUAGAGCCACAAAUAUUAUUGUAACAGUAUAACAUAAUUAUAAUUGGUAAUGGCGAGACACUCUGUGUAUAUGUGUCAAUACACUGUAUGUGUGUUACAAUACAACACAUAUAUUUUUGUAAUUUUUUGACAGAUUUAAUCUUUUUCUUUACAUAUUAAGUAUGUAUAAUGUACAUAUCUCCUUUGUACUUUAUGUGUGUAUACACAUAGGCAUAAACACAUACGCAUACACACAGAAUUUGUAUAUACAUAUAGAAGCAGUGUCCUAUAUUUUAAUGAAAAAACAGCCGAAUAUGUUGCAAAAAUACUAGAUAUAUUCAGCUGUUUUAUAUUUAUAUUUAUAUGUAUAAGUGAUACAGGCAAUAUGUGGGCGCGCGUACAUAUUAUAUUUAUAUAAUUUUUUUAAAUAUAAUAGUUGAAAUAUUGAAGGCUUGCAAAAAUCUACUAGAUUUGCAGCCAUGUGUGUUUUACUAAUAGCAAUGAAACACAUGUACAUGCAUGGUCAAUUUAAAUAUUCAUCAUUAUUAUGUAUUACUUUCUGACACUUUUCAGAUAACUAUCAAAUGAAUAUUUGCAAAUUAUCUGGGGUACUUUUUGAGCCAGUAAAAUGAUCGAUAAUUCGAGGAACUAUUGCAAAUCCCUAAUGAAAAAAUAGAUUUUACAGUCUUACAGAUGUAUAGUUUUAUAGCUUAAUUUUUAUAUAUCAGCGGUUAAAAAGUCUGAGAAGUGAUUCUAAAGACAUGCACGAACAUACUAAUUCGUCGUUACGGAUUAAUAUUUUCUGCAAAAGUUUAACGUUCAGAAUGAAAGAAUGGCCAGUCACUUUCCAGAUUUUUUCUCUUUUUAGUACAAAGACUAUUUUGAGAUGACGCGGGACCAGACUUAUACGAGCAAUUUAAUUUGAAGUAUUAUUUAAUAUUGUUGUAAAUAUUAAAUACAGUAUUGAGUUGUAUAUAUUAUCGUACAUAGAAUAGUAUUUUUUUAAUAAACGUAGCUCCUAAAGUGUGAUGCUCGAAAAUAGAAAACAUGUGCGGAAAGAUUUGCGAGCUACACAAUGAACAACAUUUGUAAGUUGAUAGAAAAAAAAAAGAAAUAGAACUCCUUGAAACAAUUCAAUAAUAAAAAAGGGGCUUAUUGAAGUUCAACGCAGGUAAUUUAGUGCAGUAAAACUAAUAAGAUUAAUAUAUGUUCUCAGUGAAAGGAAAAUUAAAUUUAUUGAUAAUACACAAUCAUAGUGAUUUUGAUGAAUCCCUUAAAAACCAUCGUUUUUACGUACCUAAAUAAAUUAUCGAUGCGAUGAUUUGCUAGGAUUAUGUCCAUUUUAAAAGUGUGCAAAGGUUUAUCGUUUUUUUCGAAACUAGCAUUCACGAUGUACACUCGUGUGUAACGAAACUUACACAUUUUUAAAAUGAACAUAAUCCUAGCAAAUUAUCGCAUCGACAAUUUAUUUGGGUACGUAAAACGAUGGUUUUUAGGGGAUUUAUCAAAAUCAUUAUGAUUGUUGAUUAUCAAUAAAUUUAAUUUUCCUCUCACUGAGGACACAUACUAAUCUUAUUAGUUUUACUGCGCUAAAUCACCUGCGUUGAACUUCAAUAGGCCCCUUUUUUAUUUUUGAUUUGUAAAUUGAUUGACAUACCUACGUACCUGGUGAAUCGUCGAUAAAUCCAUAGAUAAGUGCUUCUACAAAUGUGUAAAUGAAUUCAAACGAACAGACGUGUGCUUUGUAUAAAUUUUUUAUUUAUGAUUAUAUAUAUAUAUAUAUAUAUAUAUAUAUAUAUAUAUAUAUAUAUAUAUAUGUAUGUAUGUAUGUAUACUUUAAAGGAAUUUUUAUAUCACAAUCGCAUAAGUAAAUGUAUGCAAGACAUGUAUGUAAUACAGCGGUGGAAUUAUUCUCAUUCUAUCAAUGACACAGAGUAAAUGAAUUAUUAAAUGCAAAACAAGUAUGAAGCUUGCAACUUAUCACUGCCAAGAGCGGCCAAAGAUAGAAUAUGGUGAAACAUUAAUGAGAGUCCACGAUAAAUAUGGACCUAUAUCUCGUUGGAAAAAAUUUCAUAAAAAUUCUUGGUGAGUUUUUAGAUAAAAAACAAAAUAGUAUAAUAAAUAAAAAUCAAUGGCGUGUAUGUGAGAAAAAGAGAGAAGGAAUGCCAAGUACCGUUCGAGAGCGUUUUUAUUCCACGUAAUGAGUGAGACCAAGCUCUGACGCUUAUAAUGUUUGCAUUUCAAUAAUUGACGAAUGAAUAGAUGACACCGAGUGAGAGAACGGUGGUAGCGUCUGUGUAGUAAUAUUUAAUUUUAGUAAUGUAAAUUUUGUACCUGUUUGUAACAUUUGUAAAUGAUUAAUACCGACAAAUUGUGUCACGUACGUAUGUAGACGUGCAACAUUAACGUAUAAAGCAUAAUGGCAAUUGUAUACGUGCAAUGACCGCGAUUUUCAGUAAUAAAAUGUCAACAGACAUAUAUUUUA
Messenger RNA from Odontomachus brunneus, 8176 nucleotides. RefSeq names its product forkhead box protein P1-like (gene jumu). NCBI's taxonomy places the organism in Eukaryota, Metazoa, Arthropoda, Insecta, Hymenoptera, Formicidae. The coding region runs from base 3572 to 5473 and encodes 633 amino acids. Gene Ontology annotation, molecular function: transcription cis-regulatory region binding; DNA-binding transcription factor activity, RNA polymerase II-specific. The record is from RefSeq and is a predicted model, not a curated record. Gene Ontology annotation, biological process: regulation of transcription by RNA polymerase II. The transcript has 8 exons.